Messenger RNA from Olea europaea var. sylvestris, 684 nucleotides. RefSeq names its product isoprene synthase, chloroplastic-like. NCBI's taxonomy places the organism in Eukaryota, Viridiplantae, Streptophyta, Magnoliopsida, Lamiales, Oleaceae. The transcript has 3 exons. Gene Ontology annotation, molecular function: terpene synthase activity. The annotation marks the transcript as partial. The record is from RefSeq and is a predicted model, not a curated record.
AUGGCGAACACCGUCCAACUCUUACCCCUCAACUCCUCUUUUGUUCAAAACCUUCCCAAAGACAAUUUAAGAGAAGUUAUUUGUAAUGUCAAACAAAAGUGGCAGAUACGUUGUGUUGCCAACAAACAAACAAACAACUCAAUUACUAAACGAGACUCUAGCUAUUACAAGCCGAGCUCCUGGAGUCAUCAGUUCAUGAUGUCUAUGGGAGAUGAUCCCCAGAAGAAUGUUCCAAAGGAGAGUAGCAUAAGGAAGUUGGAGGAGGCAGUGAAAUACAUGCUUGAUGAUGAAGGUAUGGAGCCAUUGGACACACUUCAAUUAAUAGAUGAAAUUCAACAUCUAGGCAUGGGAUAUCGUUUCAGAGAGAGUACAAAAUGUGCCCUCGGCAGAAUUAUACGUUCAGGAAAAGUUAUGAAGAAAAUGGACCAUAGUAUUCAUACUUGUGCUCUCUACUUCUCCCUCCUUAGACAACAUGGAUAUGAGAUUUCUGCAGAUAUUUUCGAGAAUUUUCAGGACCACAAUGGCAACUUCAUGGGAAGCCUGGCCCAGGAUGUUCCAGGAUUGUUAAGGUUGUAUGAAGCUUCACAUGUGGCAUAUACUGGAGACAAUAUAUUAGACGAGGCAAGAGAAUUCACAACUAUGAACCUCAAAGAAAUGCUGGGAAAAAUUGACAUGAAAAUGGGU